AUGAGCGGUCUGCGUAAACACGUAACUAUGGCACUGGUGCUACUGAUGUGCGCGCUGACCGGCCAUAGCAGCGAGAGCGCGCCCUCGGCAGCACUGGAGUCGGCUGCAGGCGGCAGGAACGCGCAGCAGGACUGGAGGCGGAUGGUAGAGAUCGUGAAACACGUGGAGGACAACCGGGGUCGCCACAGCGCCAAAACGGCAGCCCCGUUAACAGCGAGGAGCCCUGCGGUGCAACCAAAUGAUUUACGCAAGCUGAAAACAGACAGAGGGGAUCAGACUGUCGGCGUAUUCCCCAGAGAUUUCAGAAAGAAGGAGAAAUUCCUAAAACAUAUAACAGGUCCGCUUUACUUCGGUCCAAAGUGCAGGAAGCACGUGUACAGACUCUACCACCACACCAGAGACUGCACGAUACCUGCAUACUUCAAAAGAUGUGCACGGCUUCUCACAAGACUAGCUGGCAGCCCGCAGUGCACAGAGGGGUAGCACACACAAGGUUGAAACCAAAACACAAGUUCUUCACAAGAAAAGAAAACGUGGGGUGAAAAAGUUCCUUGGACAGUGAGAGGGAAGCUAAAUAUUCUCUGACCAGCCCCAACUGACAUUAGGGAAAG
Trematomus bernacchii (emerald rockcod) is the source of this 611-nucleotide messenger RNA. RefSeq names its product ALK and LTK ligand 2-like. The record is from RefSeq and is a predicted model, not a curated record. Gene Ontology annotation, biological process: positive regulation of ERK5 cascade; positive regulation of ERK1 and ERK2 cascade. NCBI's taxonomy places the organism in Eukaryota, Metazoa, Chordata, Actinopteri, Perciformes, Nototheniidae. Gene Ontology annotation, molecular function: receptor signaling protein tyrosine kinase activator activity; receptor tyrosine kinase binding. Bases 1 to 483 code for a protein of 160 amino acids. The transcript has 5 exons.